ACGAACCAGGCGCGUUUGUGUAAAGCGGGCAUGGAAAACCAGGGAGGCUCCACUGGAACGGAGCAGCAGUCGGUGGUGAUGCAGAUUGGAGGACAGAAUGGCCAGCAGGUGAUCCAGACGGUGAACGGGCAGCAGGUGAUACUGCAGGGGCUCGGCGGCGCCGCCGGCCAGAUCCAGCUGGCCUCCGGCAAUAAUCACGUACAAAUCAUCCCCAUCCAGAACCUGCAGCAGGCGGCGGGCGGGACGCAGCAGAUGGUGUUGCAGCAGUCACCACAGAUCGUGCAGACCCAGGACGGCCAGACGGUGCUGUUCCAGCCGGUGCAAAUGGACAACGCGCAGGCGGCUGUCUCCACCGCCGCCGCCGCCGCGCCCGCCACGCCCCAGCAGGCGAUCGGCGUCAACAACGGCCAGAUCAUCAUGCUGGUGCCGGGCAGCGGCGGCGUCUCCCAGCUGCAGCGCAUUCCGCUGCCCGGCCCGGAGAUGCUCGAGGAGGAGCCGCUGUAUGUCAACGCCAAGCAGUACCACCGCAUACUGAAGCGGCGCCAGGCGCGCGCGCGCCUCGAGACCGACGGCCGCGUGCCCAAGGAGCGGCGCAAGUACCUGCACGAGUCGCGUCACAAGCACGCGCUGAACCGCGCGCGCGGCGAUGGCGGCCGGUUCGGCUCGAACCCCAGCAAGAGCGCGGCGGGCGCGGCGGGCGUACCUGUUGCCAAAUUCCCACAUGGUCCGGGCGCCUGCGUCAUGGCCGUCCACGUGGCCAUGGUCAGUCCGGAUCCCCCGCUGUCCUGA
Molecule: messenger RNA, 789 nt
Organism: Pollicipes pollicipes
Lineage: Eukaryota; Metazoa; Arthropoda; Thecostraca; Pollicipedomorpha; Pollicipedidae
Gene: Nf-YA
Product: nuclear factor Y-box A
Exons: 6
Coding region: 31-789 (252 amino acids)
Biological process (GO): regulation of DNA-templated transcription
Molecular function (GO): DNA-binding transcription factor activity
Source: RefSeq, a predicted model, not a curated record